This is a messenger RNA of Abrus precatorius (Indian licorice), 638 nucleotides long. RefSeq names its product HVA22-like protein j. The record is from RefSeq and is a predicted model, not a curated record. Bases 31 to 606 code for a protein of 191 amino acids. The transcript has 6 exons. NCBI's taxonomy places the organism in Eukaryota, Viridiplantae, Streptophyta, Magnoliopsida, Fabales, Fabaceae.
GAUUGUUUGUUGAUGCAUUAAGGAUCGGAGAUGUUAGGGGAUUUCCUCACUCGAUGUCUUAUACUGCUUCUGGGGUAUGCAUAUCCUGGAUUUGAAUGCUACAAAACCGUGGAGAAAAAUAGGGUCGACAAUGAGGAACUUCGUUUCUGGUGUCAAUACUGGAUCAUUGUAGCACUUUUCACAGUACUGGAAAGGGUUGCAGAUGUAUUUAUUGGAUGGCUGCCCAUGUAUGGAGAGCUGAAGCUUGCACUCUUUAUCUACUUGUGGUACCCCAAAACUAAGGGGACGGGAUAUGUUUAUGAUGCUGUGUUGAGGCCUUAUGUAUCAAGGCAUGAAAGUGACAUUGAGAAGAAGUUCAGAGAGUGGCGAGCUAGGGCAUGGGAUUUGGCCAUCUUUUACUGGCAAAACUGCACAGAGUUGGGGCAAUCUGCCACUUUUCAGGUUUUGGACUACUUGGCUGCUCAGUCUAAAAAAUUUUCCAGCAAAUCCUUCACUAAGAAAAAAGACGAGUUUGGUCCAACUCCAAGUGCCCCACCAUUGUCUUCAAUACGAGAGUCUUUCUUCGAAAACAAUCAAAACGGGCGCAAGAACAAGAAGGGGUUGUGAGAGUGAAAGAGGGGGAACCAAGGAAAGAAUGG